AGCAGAAAUUUCAUCAUCGUAAUGUGUCCUUUAAGAUUCAUCUUGGUGUUUUUUUCGGCAUUGUUGGCCGGUUAUUUAGCUUGGAGAACGGUUCGUUCUUCCGAUGAUCUGGAUUUCGCAAUUCCCGAGGAUGAAACAACGAAAAGCAAAUCAGAGGAAGAGAGACGAGAAUCUGAUUCUGGUGAGGUGAAAUUUCACAAGUUUCAGAAGAUUCAAAACGGAUUUUGGGUUUUUGUGGAUAUGGCAAGUGGGAAAUAUUUAUGGAGGAAUCUAAAGUCGAUGAACAAUGUUGUUGACAAGACAAAUUAGGAGCUCAGGUCCAAUUGAAUCUUGUGGCGGCUAUGGAUGAAUUGAAUUAAAGUUUAUUUUGUUUUAAUUUGUAGAUUAAUAGAAUGUAUAUUAAGGAUUUCUCUUCCUCUUAUCUUUUGGUGUAUUAUGCAGAUCCAAAUUUAAUGGAAAUCUGUUUUCUGCAA
Solanum verrucosum is the source of this 473-nucleotide messenger RNA. RefSeq lists its product as uncharacterized. The record is from RefSeq and is a predicted model, not a curated record. Bases 22 to 309 code for a protein of 95 amino acids. NCBI's taxonomy places the organism in Eukaryota, Viridiplantae, Streptophyta, Magnoliopsida, Solanales, Solanaceae. The transcript has a single exon.